Symbiodinium necroappetens is the source of this 1665-nucleotide messenger RNA. The record is from the annotation of a GenBank genome assembly. NCBI's taxonomy places the organism in Eukaryota, Dinophyceae, Suessiales, Symbiodiniaceae.
AUGAAGUGUAAGGUUGGCAACAUCGGAGACAGUCGAGUCUUGUUGGGAAGGGCAGAUGGUUCCAUGGUGGAAGGUCCUGGCACUGACGGCGGACUCACCACGGAUCACAAGCCCGACAACAAGGUGGAAGAGGAGAGGAUAGCCCGAACCGGCGGAACAGUUCAGACAAUAAUGGGUGUCGCCCGUGUAAAUGGCGAUCUGGCAGUGAGCCGAGCCUUUGGCGAUGCACAGCACAAGCAGACCGGUGGCCCGGCGCAGGAGGACCAUCCCGUCUCAGCUGAGCCUGAAUUCACGACGAUGACUUGUGCACCUUCUGACUUUCUGUUGCUAGUAUGCGACGGCAUCUCCGAGGGCAACUUUCCAAAUAGAGAGGUUGUCCGGCUGGCAGCGGAAGAGCUGCGGUCCAAAGAUCCCGCGACGGCGGCGGCGGCUGUGUGCCGCAAAGCUCUCGAUUCUGGUUCGAUGGACAACCUCUCCUGCAUGAUUGUUCUGCUGCGACAACGAGAACAGGCAGCAGAGAGUGCAAAAAAGGAGCUGUGGCCAGGACCGUUCAGCGAGCCCACCCAUGGUGCUUUCAGAAAGGCUUACGCGGCAAUGGCAGCACGAGCGGGUUCUACUAUAGAAGCUGCAGUGGAGCAGAGAUACACCAUGGCCUCGCGGCAAGCGAGGGAGAUGAGCAAGCACCGAGAGGUUCAGGACGGAGCAGAGAAGGAGAAAGAAUCCGAGAACGGAGCGGAGUCAUUGGCUACGAUGCUCUGGACCACGCGGAGGGGCCAGGAGCAGGAUAGCCAGGAUCCCGCCAUGGCAGAACUACAAGCUGAGCUGAUCCAGUUUGACUCUGGCCCCCCUGACACACUUGCUGAAGGCAGUGUGGAGCGCAUCCAAUGGUUCAAAGAGUGGCUUGAUGGCACGGAUGUAGUUCCGGCUCUAGACCUUCAAAAUAUGACGCGAGAUGAGCUUCUGAACUUGGUCGAAGAAGAUCCUGAGCUGUUAGCAGUGGCUCGGGCACAGGGUCUUGUUGAUGAGCGCGCCAUGCGAGUUGUGCGAGUGGUCGCUGCAGAUGCACUGCGGCCCGCUGUCGAGGCACACAAGACCAUCAAUUGGGACGAUCGCCUGUUGUCCAUUUGCGAGCAGCGGGGCAAGGUGCUGCAGGAUGAUCCGUCUGACAAGACAGCGCAGGUCAAGUUUCGGGGAAAGAUCUGCGCCAGCGUGUGGCUGCCGUGGGAAUGUUUGGAAGACGAGUGGAUGGAUUUGCAAGACAACUCUUAUCCACUUUCUCGACCUCGAACCGUGCAGGUUGCACCAGUAGACGUACUCCAGAAAGCUGUGGAAGACAACUCCUGGAUCACGUGGAAGGCCGAAAUGGCUUCAUUGGCUGGGCAGUUUGCAAUUGCCAUCGAGGACGAGCCACAGUAUGAGCUGGUCAAGGUUGACUUUGGUGGCAUGUCUCGGUACCUGCCAAGCAGUGCUUUACUGGAAGCAGAUGGCCUGAUUGAGGACUCCGAGGAGGAAGAUGACGACGAUGACAACGAUUCAGGUUUUGAUGAUGAGGAUCAAAGCUUGAAGGAAGUUACGACGUCAAAGGGGGACCCCUCUCUGGAAUCUCAAAAGCGAAAGUCAGACGAAGACUGUGAUGAUGGAUCUCACAAGCAUCAGAAGUGCUGA